Molecule: messenger RNA, 2221 nt
Organism: Botrytis cinerea B05.10
Lineage: Eukaryota; Fungi; Ascomycota; Leotiomycetes; Helotiales; Sclerotiniaceae
Exons: 4
Coding region: 238-1950 (570 amino acids)
Biological process (GO): regulation of DNA-templated transcription
Molecular function (GO): DNA-binding transcription factor activity
Source: RefSeq, a predicted model, not a curated record
GCGAUUGUGUCAAAGUGUCGUUGCACUGUUCAUUCGAUCCAUCCUCCCAUCCAUAAACUAACAGACUCCAACGUAAACGCUUGCAGGUGUUGAAUGCAACCGGUCUGCCGUGCUCCAUGUUAGAGACUCGGAUACCCCACGGUAUACCAUCCUUACAUCCUGUUGCAGUAGAUUUAUGGAAUUCCAGUGCAAAUUCAAGCCUUGCUAUUCGAUUCCAUACUGUGUCCAUCCAAUAUCAUGGUUGAACAUAGUGCGCCUGCAGUUUCGUCGAAGAAGACUCGGGUAGAACCUGUAAACAAUGCGGCAUCGGAAAAUAGAAAAUUACGAAACCGUCUCUCGCAGAAAGCCUUCCGCGCGCGUCAAUCAUUGUACAUCAAAGAUCUUGAGAAAAAGCUUGAAUGGGCCUCGAAGCCCGAAUCAGAUCAGAAUGCCAAGCUGGAAGAGACAAACAGUGUACUGCGCGGCCAAUUACUCGAUUGUCACAAGAAACUAGAGAGCUUCCAAGUGACGUUAAAAGCUCUCGCGGAUUCGGUGGCGUAUUCUUUGGGGAUCGAGAAGACUCCUGUGGAUAUUGAUCCCACAACUCACAACAACGAUGAUAGCGAUGAUGCCGAAGCUGAAGGACCACCUGCGCAAGACGAAGGCAAAAAUGAAGAACUUAAACAGAGUGAAUGGAGUCCUGAUAAUGAGCCAUCAUUGAGCUCUAACUUCUACGAUUUCUCCGAGAUACCUACCACGAGUGUUCCAUCACAGAGUAUACAAACUACUCUCCGUCUCUCCCCGAAACCGCAAGCACCUCAGUCAAACAUUCACGGCAAAAGCAAUAUCGAAACCGGGACCCUCGUCACUAGCAUUUUGCCACGAUUACCUUCGAACGAUUUGCCUCAUUUCUCUUCACGUGAAGUCUAUAACCCAACACAUUUGACCAUCUCUAGCACAUAUGAACAAAUGAUGGGAACAGUCCAGUAUAAUAGUUACCUUGGAAAUGAAUCUUUGAUUGCUCAAGAACAAACUUUGCAGAUCAACCAUACAAACUCGCCCUUUUCAGAUCACAUUACCGUUUUCGAGAAUGUCUUGAGGCAAAAACUGAGCAAAUCAACAGCACUGAUUCGAAGUAAUGAAAGCGUUUUGAAUUCGGCAUAUAUUAUGCUAUCUACUUUCAUCUGUGCAUCAUGGCCUGCGAUGGCAACCUGGCAUUGUGCUACUAAAGCUCAUGUACCCAUUACUAAGGUCAUCACAUACCAUGUCAACCCAACAGCUGCUACAUACGCUGACCUUGUCACAAACGGAGCAUGGGUACCAACGAAAAUACAAAUGUCCAUUCCCCACCCAGCAAUAAUAGAUUGGGUACCAUUCCCAUCAUUACGAGACAAACUUAUCGUUUGCUACUCAGCUAAUCCAUGUCUGGAUCAAAUUAUUUGUGAAAUUGGAACUAGUUAUGUAGUGGAAGCUGACGUUUCAAAACUCGUUAUGGGAGCUGGUGCUGCAACGGGUAAUAUAGGUGUCUGGGAUUUAGUUCGAUCAAUGUCAGGAGGAACGAAGGAAUCGGCAUUUGCAAGCGAAGAUAAUAUUUCAUGGGACGAGAUUUGUAGAGCUAGCUUCGAGCUCAACAAGCAAAUGCGAGGGGGAAAUGUCUUGCAGGAUAUCACUAUGGAACCGCUUGCACCAUUGCCAGCACCGAAUGUCGCGGCUUUAUUCAACUCGAAGCAAAUGGCACUUUCAACUUUUGUGGCUCUGGGAAUGAAUCAAGGCGUGGCACAAUACAAAUUGGAUCCAGCGUUUUUUGAAAGACAUCCAGAACUUUAUGAUGGUAGUGCUGGGAUAGUAGCAAACGGUGCACGAUUAAGGCCAUCUGAUCACUUUCCAAUGCCACGGCCGAGAAUAUUGAACGAAGGAGUUUUGAAUUGCUAUAGGAAUUUGGCUGCAUGGGCAUUGGAUACGGGGAUAUGAGGGGGCUUGGGGAUUAGGCGAAACGGGUAAGGGAGAUAAGUUUCGUGGUGGUACAUCCAUCAUACAUAAUUCGGAUAGGUUUUGGGAGUGAAAGUUUUCGGAUGAAUGAGGACUCAAUGACUCAAAUUUGCUGGAAUGUUUACAGGGUUUAGGUAGGAUAUACCAGGCGAAAGGGGUGAUUUUUUAUAUACAGUAUGCGCGGUGGAAACUCCAGAGAUGGAAUCUGUAGCAUCGUAUAUUCUUUUGGGUUAGACGAAUAGACUAUUGAUCA